UUCCUUGCCAUCCAAAAACCCUCAAACACUACAAUGUUGAUAAUUUAAGCCAAGAAUCCGCCUCCUUCUCCUCCUCAUGUCUUCCUCUCCCUAUUGACGAAUACCAAACAAAACCCUUUGGAGAUUUCUUCGUGUUUUCCUCCUCUGACUGGAUAUGGCUUUGGACCCAACUUCAUGUCUGAUGAUUGAUGACGACAUUCUCAACUUUUCUUUGGAUGGCGAAGAUGACGACUUAGACGAAGAACACAACACCACCAAACCCCUUUCUUCUUCCUUGAAUUUUUCAAAACCUAACAGUCAAGACCCAGAUGAUUGGAGCCGUUCGUUUCCUGAAUUUGCAGAGGAAGACCUUGAGUGGCUGUCAAACAAAGAUGCAUUUCCAGCUGUUGAGACCUGUUUUGACCUCCUCUCAAACCCGACCGUAAUCGUUGUUGAUCACCAGAGCCCGGUUUCGGUUCUUGAGAACAGCUCCAGCAGCAGCAACAUGAGCAACAGCAAUAGCACCAUUACAAACUGCUGUGGCAGCCUUCAGAUUCCGAUUAGUUAUCCGGUCCGAAAACGAUCCAAGCGUAGGCGCAGAAGGCGAAGAGGUUUCCCGGAGUUACCAAACCAGCAAUGCUGGUGGUGGAACCAAGUAAACCUGAAAAAACAAGAACCGCCACCUCCACCGUCCCGGUUUUCGCCACCGUCACCGCCAACUGCCGUCACCGCGAGCGCCACCGGCAUUGGUAGAAGGUGCCAACAUUGCUUAGCGGAGAAAACCCCACAAUGGCGAGCGGGUCCAAUGGGCCCCAAAACUCUGUGCAAUGCAUGUGGGGUCCGGUAUAAGUCGGGCAGGCUGGUGCCAGAGUACCGGCCGGCAAGCAGCCCGACUUAUUCAAGCGUGCUGCAUUCAAAUUCACACAGGAAGAUUAUGGAGAUGAGAAGGGAGAAGCAGGACGAUGGAGGGAAGACAGCUUGUGGAUAUGGAGUUGGGUAGGGUUAAUUGUGUGAGAAAUAAUAGUUAGAAUUAGGAGUUGUUUGUAUGUUUGGUAGCAUGCCGUUGAUGUAUUUCUUGAGCUUCAUUAUUUGCAUUGUAUGAGUAUUAGAUUUUGGUUAGAAAAAUCAGAAAGA
Molecule: messenger RNA, 1113 nt
Organism: Cynara cardunculus var. scolymus (artichoke)
Lineage: Eukaryota; Viridiplantae; Streptophyta; Magnoliopsida; Asterales; Asteraceae
Product: GATA transcription factor 1-like
Exons: 2
Coding region: 155-979 (274 amino acids)
Biological process (GO): regulation of DNA-templated transcription
Molecular function (GO): zinc ion binding; sequence-specific DNA binding
Source: RefSeq, a predicted model, not a curated record